Anopheles nili is the source of this 1313-nucleotide messenger RNA. RefSeq lists its product as uncharacterized. The transcript has 3 exons. The coding region runs from base 852 to 1169 and encodes 105 amino acids. The record is from RefSeq and is a predicted model, not a curated record. Gene Ontology annotation, cellular component: cytosol. Lineage: Eukaryota; Metazoa; Arthropoda; Insecta; Diptera; Culicidae.
GUCGUGCUGAACGAUUGACGGAUUGUCGUGAACUUCGGGAGUACUCUUUGUUGUCCACUGUCUGCUUGUGGCAUUGGCUUCUGAUUUUACGGGAAGUGGCCAGCACGACAAUCGAGAAGAGAUUGUUUCGUUGGAGUCAACAAUCGAUGCCGUCGCUCAGCCCUUCAACGUCUUCCCAACAUCGACUUCGUUGCAUAACAUCGCCGGGUCGGGAUCGAUCGAGAGAUAUCAACUGCCGAAACCCCUGAGGGACACGGUGACAAACCAGCUGGAUCAAAUGCAGCGUGAAUUUGCAUUCCGAUGUCGUGCACUAACUUCCCCAACACCUGCUGCCAAGUUGCCAGACGUCCGGCGACAAAACGACAAAGUUCCAAUUGACGGCGAAUUGGUCAUCGAGUGCCGGGACCGUGAGGACCGUGGGGACUCCGGCGUCAAUUCACGGCUCCAAUAAUCCAAUUAAAAGCACACCGAGGUGGAAUCUGGACCCACUUCAGCAGCGAACCAGAUAAGAUUGCCGCUCCUCUGGCCGGGUCCCGGCAUUCAUCCUUCCGUCGAUUGUUCGCUAAUCAUCGGUUCGGGCUGGGUCGAAGAUCUUAAGGCCAAUCUAAUACCGUGUGGCCAUCUCGUACCCGCACCACCGAGGUUUCGGUCUCACACCUUAGCCUUUAUCUGGCCAGUGGCCCUGGCCCGCUACACCUCUGGAGGCGAGUGUACGACACGAAACGGGUGGGCUAUAAAACCCGCACACGGAGGUCCUCGCAGGGCCAUUCGUUAGUUCCGGAUCGUACGCGUUGGUACCGAUUCUUUCCUGGUCUCGUCGUGCUCGUAGACAUACACACCCUGACACAAAAAUGUCGCUGGAAACGGUCAUCGAGAAGGUGAAGGCUCGCGUGGCCGCCGUCGAUCCGAACGGACCCCGAAAGGUGUUGGGAGUGUUCCAGUUCAACAUCAAGACGGCUUCCGGUGUCGAGCAGUACGUUAUCGAUCUGAAGCAGCUGAAGGUGGAGAAAGGCACGACCGCCACGCCGGAUGUGACCGUAGGGCUGAGUGUGGAGGACCUGGUGGCGGUCAGCGCCCGCACGCUGUCCGUGGGUGAUGCGUUGACGCAGGGCAAGCUGGACAUCCAGGGUGAUGCCACGUUGGCCUCCAAGCUGGCCGAGGUUAUCUGAGCUGUGCAACGCCCCGGUAUCCUGCCGGUGACCUAUGUGAUCUAGUGCGAGUCCCAUGCCAUGCCAGCGGUUCGUUUCGGUUAUGCUGUUUUUUUUUGGGUGUUUUCGAUAAGAAUGAUGGUUCGUUUCUCUGUUUAUUCAAUA